Molecule: messenger RNA, 2401 nt
Organism: Electrophorus electricus (electric eel)
Lineage: Eukaryota; Metazoa; Chordata; Actinopteri; Gymnotiformes; Gymnotidae
Product: tripartite motif-containing protein 75-like
Molecular function (GO): protein binding; zinc ion binding
Source: RefSeq, a predicted model, not a curated record
GCAGCUACGUUGGGAGAGCUUUAUGGACAGAGUAGGUCAUGUGGGGAGUUGACGCCGCUGAAAACUCGGUUAGGGAGGGUUGACGACGAUGGAUAGUUUAUGUUUGGAUGAGGAGUUAAUUUGCGCAGUGUGUCGUGAUAUUUUUACUGAACCCGUGACUUUACCUUGCGGUCACAAUUAUUGCGAAGAGUGCGUUAAUGAGUUAAAAAGGUCCGUGCACAGUGUCCAAGACGGUGACGCGACCUCGCCUCUGGUUUGCCAUUACAACUGCCCCCUCUGUCUGGCCCCGUGUGAUUCCGUAGUGCAGUUAAAGAAGAACACGGUUCUUUAUAACAUAAUCGAGAAGUACCGGAGGCAGCGUGAUGGUGGCGUGGAGUGCUCUGUGUGCAAGGGGCAGCAAAAGCUCGCAGCGGAGAAAAGCUGCCUCACCUGCGAAGAGUCUUACUGCGCCCUGCACGUUAUGCCUCACCUGGAGAACAGCACGUUCAGACAGCACGUUCUGGUGCAGCCUGUGGCCAACUCGAGCCGACUGUGCAAGGAACACGGGAAACAGCUCGAAUUAUUUUGCAAGACGGAUGCUACUGCCCUGUGUGCGUACUGCAUGUUACCCUCCGAGGCGAAACAUCUGGACGGUCACAACGUGGUGAAAUUGACAGACGCUCAAACGAAUCUGAAGGAGAACUGCCAAGCGAAGCUUAACAUUAUCAAACACAGACUGUCAGAGAUGAACGAUGGACUGUCAAAACUUGAGGCAGCUUCAGCCUCCAGCCAGUUAAGUCUCGAGAGUCAGCUUCACGCGUGCUUGGCUGUCUUGAAAAGGGUCAGACUCUUUCUGGACUUGGAAGAGAGAGCCUGGCAGAAGCGUUUCUCCCUCGAUCUGGUGCAGGAGCGACGGGCAGUUAGGCUGCGCACGGAGAAGCUGUCCCGGCUGAAGACCAGACUCCUCCAGGCCCACGAGGGCCUGCUUCAAGCCCUCAGCAUUACAGAUCCUCUAGCGCUACUGCAGACUGUUCAAAAUCCUGACUGGGUGGACCUCUUUGAUGAACAAAGAUGUAAACAUCAGAUUUUGGAUGCUGUGGUGUGGAAGAAACAAAAGCCAAUUGCUGCAGCAAAGAUCUCCCCAUUACUCCAGACUGUGUGCAGGACAUUUGCUGGAGAGGACAUCAUAUUAAACGCUGCUUCGGCUCACCCAAGACUCGGACUGAACGCUGACCGCAGUGCAGUAUGGGUAACGACUGAAGGUGCGUCUGGCCCUGGGGACUCGGAGUCGUCUGAGGCCCUGUACUGGGUACUGGGGGAGAUUCCGUUCACUCGUGGUGUCCACCACUGGGAGGUCUCUGUUGCUGCGGUUCCCUCCUGGGCCAUCGGCGUGGCCUACGGCUCUGUGCAAGACCCUGCGGCCGGUGGCGGCAGCCUGGGCAGGGACGAGCUCUCCUGGGCUCUGAGCUACUGCAGCAGUAAAAGGCAGUUCUGUGCCCAGCACAGCUGGCUCUGCUUCUGCUUUUCGGAUUCGGCCAUGGGAAUCCCGGACACGGUCGGCGUUUUUCUGGAUAUCGACAGUGGCUUCCUCUCCUUCUAUGACGCUGUUAGUAUGGGGCAUCUGUACACAUUUUAUUGUGACAUUCAAGCCCCGGUUUACCCAGUCUUCUGUCUGGGGGCAGAGAGCAUGGGUGGGGGUUCUCAGCAGAUGAGGGUGCUGAACCCCAUUUCAAAGGAAUGCUGUUAAGUACAGGGUUGUAUUCUGGGUAGUGACCAAGCUUAGUGCAUGAUGUGUAAUUAAUAACAUGAGAAGCUGAAGUACAGAUAUUUAAAGACUGCACCAAAGUUACAAAAACCUCCCUCUUAACUUUGUUUAUUGGUGAGGAUUUUCAGCAGAUCACAUGCUACUUUCAUAUUCAAACCUUAUUGGCUACAUCCUCUAUUAUAUUAAUGGAUGAACCAACAGUCUGACAUCUAUAACGUGUGAGACCUAAAGAAAUGGCAUUAAACAUGUGACUGCCAUAAAUAAAUAUAUUUGUAAAAAUCUGUGGAAACUGAAAAUAUACAAAAUAUAUCCACUGCUAAAUAAGAUCACACAAUGACUCUUUGUAAGCAGUGUUCAGUUCUCCACAGAAACAUAGAAGAGUGCUUGUUCUUAAAUUUGAGCUGUUUAAUUUCGUCAUCUGAUUUUCCACACCCACUUCAUACCAACUGUUACUAAUGUCCCUUAAUGAUUUGCAUCACUAAACUUGUUACCAUUUACAGCUUUUAUAAUUUGCAUCACUUGAAAUGUUUUGUUGGCACCAUAUUACUUUUUUCAUGUCAAAAUGACAGCUAAAAAUUGCACUAAUGUAACUUGCUCAAAUUUUAAAUUCUUUUUGCGUGAGUAAAUAAUAAAGGCACAUGUGCAGUACUAUCUGCA